CCGUUUCCCACUCGCCCCGCUCUUGGACCGCGGUAGAGGCAUUAUUGUGAUUGACCGGUCAACUUCAGCCUCAGAUGACACCGGUAGGUAGCUGAACGAUAUGAAUGGCGCAAGGAGCGCAACUCUCCGCCAAUUGCCUGGGUACUGCACUUACGUACCGUACCACGGUGUAGUACCUAGAUCGAGGAGAUGCCGUUGUCCUUGAAUUGUGUAUCACGAGUUACAUUAUGUGUGUUUUCAAUGUUACGACUAUUAUUUGGAAUGGGAUGGGUAGAAUGCGAGGGCUGAAAACGAAGCCGCUUCCCGUGUCCAAGAGCAUGAUUCAUGAUAACCUACCCUACCUAUCCCACGGAUAUUAGCUAGCAGUGUGCUUUUCUUCUUCGUUUCUCUAAAACCCACCUUUCUCCAUGACCCACACCACACACUCCGCCCUCGAGGUCCAACGUCCACCCCAAGCCGUGUAUCUGGGACAAGAGCGGCGACCAUGCUCUAGGAGAAACAACCCCUAACCAUGGACGUGCGGAUACAGAACUAAUUCCCUUCCAUGGCUGUUCCGUUAUUACUAGCUGCGUAGGUGCAACUCUACGACAGCCCGAGUCUUCAUCCCAUUCCUAAACAACCUUCUGCCGGGGGGGGGGGGGAACUUUAGGCACUGGAAGACCCGUGGCGGUCACAAAGUAACUACAGUACAUACAUUACGUACGAUCGCACUAAUACUUGCAUACUCCUCGCUUUACUAUGCGUACAACUGGCUAUACUCCGUCCAAAGGACCAACUUGCGAUAAGUUAUGGAAGUUGAAUAAAUAAUAGGAUACCUACCUACUACUGUAUGUAUUUGUAAACGAUAGCUGUCCCCUUUUGUGCUCCUCGGGUGUAACCUUUUUCUUUUUCUUUUUCUUCUUUUUCCCCCUCAGUUUUUCUGUUUCUAGCCGUUUGUAGAUUACGAAUUUGGGUUAACUCUGUGCUGUGUAGGUGAAAAAUGUAAAAUCUGAAUGGGAUGCUGUGUUUUUUCAAUUCUCGGGAGGAGAGGGGGGGGGGGGGGGGGGUUUGUUCUGUCCCUGUCUGAAAAUCAUUCUUCUCUGAUACGAAACAGUACCUCUGUUGACUGAUGUUCAUGCCAUGCUGUGUUUUUGUAACUGAUGGAGAAAAAGAGAGGCCGGGGAGGGGAUAUAUUGAGAUGUCACAUCACCUGCACCUGGAAGCCACUCUCUUUCUUCCCAACUUCCCAUUAUCAUCUUGUUGUGAGACAAAAACUGCCUUAGAUCAUGGCAGGGGAGCUUCAGGGUUGAGUUAGAGGUAUGAUCACUUGUUGUUCUAUAUCCGCAUGAGGGUCAGGAGUUGUGGAGCUGGUUGGAACUCAGCAGGGCAGGGACCUAGAUUUAUAUAGAGGAAAUAGGGGAAAAGAGAGAAAGAAAAGGAAAGAAAGAAAGAAAGAGAAAAACCACCAACCGGGAAAAAAUGAGGAGUAUAUAUUUAUUAACUGAAGAAAGGAAAAAAGGGUGCAGUGGUGAACUGACUGGCAUCGCUAUUAUUAUUAUUUAAUAAGUAGUGCUGUGUGUUAACGCUGUAUGUGGCCCUCGGGAUGAAUCGGAGGAAAUCUACCAGGCAGCAAUGGCAAACUCAGGCAGCAAAACCCCAAUCCACGGCCCGAGCACAAGGUAUCUAGGGAAAGUAACUCCUCGGAGGGCACUUACUCGGACAUACAAAAGGCUCCCUUUGACUCAUAAAGCUCUCGUUAAAUCUUCCUCUUUUUUUUUUCUUGUCACCCAUUAGGCCUUACAUACUCGUUGUCUUGGAAGUCUUGGAUUUCUUGGAAUGGUUCCGCUUCCCGCUCCGAUUCCCGCCAUUUGGCGCCCGUGGCCCUGGCCUUGGCGUCAACACCACUCGGCUGUCUUCCAUCCCGGCUGACUAAUAGGCGAACGGGCGUCGACAAAAGCCGCGCUCCUGGCCAAUUACAUGCCGCCAGAAUCAAAUCGCUCGCCCAAUGAAGGGCUUUGACGGGCUUGAGGGAUUUCUCUAAGGGCUGGGCCUCGCGGUCCCGUGACCUAAGUUUUUUUUUUUCGGAUGUUGACGACAUUGAAGGCGGGAUUGGAUUGGGGCUUGGUUGGGCGUGCUUACGAACGGGUUUGAUAUCGUUUUCUGUUCCAGACAUCAGGAUAUCGUCUCCUUUCCCCGGUGAAGAAACCAACCGAUGCGCCAUUUGCGCAGGCCGGAUGAGGCCACUGGUUGCUACGUGUGCUUUUGCGGCCAAUCAAUCCUUCGGCAAUCGGGGGUUGGUUGGCCUUCCGUUUCAUUUGCUAUGGAGAGCCGAUGGCUGAGAACUUUUGCCGUAGAGCAAAAUGAGUAUGCACUUCAGCUGCGUGGCUAACAAUGUUAUGACGGAGCUUACAUAGAGAGCAAUCAUACGUUUCGUUGGAUGGAUUAGCUGGCAGGGAUUAAACUUUCCAUGACGGGAGCUUGAGAGCUACGUACCUAGGUACGGAGUCAAGAUAUCCACUCUGUCGUCAAUCAUUUUCUUUUUCAUCUAACCUAUGCUUUCGCACUCGGUUCUUUGCUCCACCUGGGUCAAGCGGGAGGAAAUGGCAUAUGUAUAUAGGGCGGCCAAUUCUCUCCUGUUCGGUCCAUGUUUAAUCUGGAAAUGUAUCAUCCAACUAAGAAUAUACUUCAAUAAUAUCAUUCAUUCCUUUCCCUACCACGCGUUAGACAAGAACCUCCUCCUCCCUUUCGUCCAUUCUCCGUCUUGCUACCUCGAUACCCAUUUGCAUCUAAUCGCCUCAACCCGAUAUCCCAACCUCAAACACCUUCCUUAUCAAAGUCCCACCAGAUAAACCUAACACGACCAACAUGACCGUCAUCAGCGGCCGCACCAUAACCCACAUCGACGAGGCCUCCCUCGCCAACCUCAAAUCCCGCCUCAGCUAUGUCAAGGGCUUCCUCCACUUCACAGAGAAAGACGGCGCCUUCAUCCAAGCCGCCAAGGAGAUCAUCGCCCCCGCCGUCCCCGCCGUCCUAGACGCAGUCUACACCCGCCUCCUCUCCUUCGACAUCACCGCCAAGUCCUUCGUGCCCCGGCAGCCAGAGCAGGACACCAACGAACCAGCCGCGGCCGGCAGCGUCGCAGAGCUCGCGCUCGACCACCCAAACAUCGUCCACCGCAAGGACUUCCUCAAAAACUACCUCAUCCGCCUCGUCAGCAACAAGGACUGGUCCGACGAGAGCUCGUUCUGGGGUUACCUGGAUAAAGUCGGCAUCAUGCACACGGGUCAGGCGGGCUUCAAGCAUCGGGAGAAGCGGCCCAAGCUGCGCGUGGAGGUUAUGCAUAUGUCGCUGCUGCUGGCGUUUGUGGAGGAGAUGGUGCUGCAGGCUAUUCUGGGCGCUGAGGGGGUGGAUUUGCAGACGAAGACGGGGAUGAUUACGGCGUUUAAUAAGUUGGUGUGGAUUCAGAAUGAUCUAUUCCAGAGACAUUACGUUGCUAAAAAGCCGGAGUAGAUUGGGGACAUUUGGGAUUCAUGGUGUUUUUUUCUUUUCUGGUUAAUUCCCCCCUUUUUGCUUCCUCUUCAUUUGUUCUCCCCUUGGUACGUAUUCCAGAUAGAUGGGUAUAAAAGUACGGGAUACGGGAUAACGAGGAUUCUGCUUGCUGCUGGCGUAAGAUGGCGAAAAAAACGAAAGGGGAAUGAAUAAAAGAUACAGGACACAGGGGAUGCGGGAUACAAAAACGUUCCCGGCUCCCAAAUAGCGCAUAUAUACAUAAUAUACAUAUAUACACAACUUGGAUUAGAUGAUAGAAACGGCCCCACUCUAUAGAGCUUACGAAUAUGAAGUCGGAUCAUUUUUAUUGCUUUCCUGUCAAUGCUUCCUUGGCUAUAUUUAUGUAUGUACAUGUACAUGUACGUAAAUAUGGGGUAGUGAGGAUGGAGGGCUAAUGAGUGAGGUAGCUAGCUACAUUGACUCAAUUCACCUAUGUACCGACCGAGGAAAGGAAUUCAUAAAUAGGAUACAUUCCUUCAUCCACAUGGAUAUAUCGCGGAUUUUUAAGAGGGUAGAGAGAACUUUAAAAAAUCACAGGUCGUGUGUUAGAUGGUUCCUAUUAUAGAAAGCGGCGAUGGGAUUAGCAAGGACCGAACAUCUAGUUACGGGGGAAAACACACAAGCAUCCAUCCCACAAGGGCCUCUUUCACCCUUCAGCCCUAUUCAAUGGGCUGUGGCCAAAAAAAAAAAAAAAAAAAAAAAAAAAAAAAAAAAAAAAAAACCCAGCACAAAGGAAGGGUCAUUGUCCACACAAAAUAACAACACUCCAGACAUUGCCAAUUAGCUUAGGUGCAUGUCUAUCAACAGCAAGCAACAUGACCCGUGCGUAGGUCUGGAUGGCAGCCCGUAUGUGCCGGGGUUAUUACUACGGAAGCCCUUUGGUAGUUGGUAUGUGAACAAAGGACUCGGGCGGAUGAUGAGUAUGUUUGUAUCUUCUCUAUCUCACCCGCCUGGUGUUCGUUCAGAGAUAGAGUUAUUGCUUUCCACCCAAUAUUUCGUUGCGGGGGUGGGUGACAGUGCAGUCAGUAGAUGGAGAGAAAGAGGUAUUCCACAAUUUUCUUCACGCCCGCGCCAGGAUGCUAUACGGAACGGGAGAAAUCAUCAAUUGUCCUUAAAAUAAAUUGGUUCUCAAAUAGAGGAAGGGGGUUUAACUCUCCUUUGUGCCAGCCCGUUGGCGCUGUCCGCAGGAUUAAGGCAAAAAGGUCUGGCCGUGUGUUGUGUGUGUGUGUAUGUGCAUGGAGGAGGAAUGAAUAUAUGCGCGUAGCUGACAUGUUAAAAUGACAGUACAGAUAAUGGGAAGGAAUUAUUCGUAGUUUUUCGGCGUGAGGGGGGUCCGACAUUCUCGGAUUUAUUUUGACGGCUUGCUUGGGAUCCUUGGUUUUUAUCAGUGGAGAGCGCAUCUUUCAGGAGUCGUCACUAGAAUAUGGGGGCAGUAGUAGUAUUUGGAUAUUUGGAGUCAGCGUUCAAUACCCAGGACACUCAACGGUCCAAUGGAAAUUGCAAGUCAAAGAAGGAAAAAUUCUUGCGGCCACACUCAUUGUACAGGACGAUUUUCUCACAAAUGUAAAUAUGUAGUGUGAAGCAAUAUGAAUUAGACGCAUGGCAUUUUCAUUUCCCAUUUGUCUAUUAUUGAAAAAAGAAAGAAAAAAAAAAAAUUUCCCGCAAGAGCGAAUGAAACAGAAGGAUCAAAGAAAAAUCCCUUAAUUUUUGUCAACGCAAGUCCCUGGGCCCAAGAAACAAUUUAUCGGAGUCAGUCCGAAAACGGCAGAGCAAGAUGGACGCCAGCAGCAUUCGUUCAGCUUCGAUGUUCGAGACUGAAAGCAAAUGGAAGAAGGAUAGAGAGAAAGCAAGAAACACUACUAAAAGGAUCCCAUUUCAGGCACGAGAGCAAAACCGCGCUGGCUGUCAUUGGCACACGUUCAUGCGCCAAAUGCACCGACCGUACAUGGUUGACGAUGUUGUCUGAAUAUUUGACGUUGGGUGCUUCGAAGAAAGGCCUGACCUCUCAGUUCCUGGCUGAAUCAUGGAGUCAUAGCCCUUCUUAAUGCCUGAGAAAGCU
This is a messenger RNA of Blastomyces dermatitidis ER-3, 5587 nucleotides long. RefSeq lists its product as uncharacterized. The transcript is spliced from 2 exons. Gene Ontology annotation, molecular function: oxygen binding; heme binding. The record is from RefSeq and is a predicted model, not a curated record. NCBI's taxonomy places the organism in Eukaryota, Fungi, Ascomycota, Eurotiomycetes, Onygenales, Ajellomycetaceae. Bases 2845 to 3489 code for a protein of 214 amino acids.